Messenger RNA from Staurois parvus, 1221 nucleotides. Lineage: Eukaryota; Metazoa; Chordata; Amphibia; Anura; Ranidae. The record is from the annotation of a GenBank genome assembly.
UAUAGGAAGGAAAAUAAUAACAUUAUUUGUACAGACUUGAAAGAUGGUGAUAAAAGACCAAUCCCAAACCCUGUCUCCACUUUUCAAGAAGCAUUUAAUCCUUUCCCAGAAGUUAUGACCGCGUUAACAAAUGCUGGAUUUGAGCGUCCUACUCCAAUUCAGUCCCAGGCAUGGCCAAUAAUUCUUCAAGGAUUGGAUCUGAUUGGGAUUGCGCAAACAGGCACUGGAAAAACACUGGCCUACUUAUUACCGGGGUUCAUUCAUUUAGAUCUUCAACCAGUACCUAGAAAUAAACGCAAGGGACCUGGUAUGCUGGUUUUGGCACCAACUCGAGAAUUAGCUCUUCAAGUCAAGGAAGAGUGUUCCAAGUACCAAUACAAAGAAUUUGAAAGCAUUUGCAUUUAUGGCGGUGGUGACCGUAAAGGCCAAAUAAAUGUGGUUACAAAGGGAGUGGAUAUAGUCAUUGCCACUCCAGGAAGAUUGCAUGAUUUGCAAAUGAAUGAAUUCAUUAACCUAGAAAGUAUAACUUACUUGGUUUUGGAUGAAGCUGACAGAAUGCUAGAUAUGGGGUUUGAACCCCAAAUAAUGAAGAUACUGCUUGAUGUUCGACCCGACAGACAAACUGUAAUGACAAGUGCCACCUGGCCAGAUGGUGUUCGACGUUUAGCCAGAAAUUACUUGAAAGAUCCGUUGAUGGUGUAUGUUGGAACACUUGAUUUGGCUGCUGUUAAUACAGUAGAACAGAGAGUUUUAUUGAUUGAAAGCGAAGACAAAAAAGCUUUUACUAUUGAUUUCGUUUACUCACUAAAACCUGAGGACAAAGCAUUAAUAUUUGUUGGAAAAAAAGCGAUUGCUGAUGAUUUGGCAAGUGACCUUUGUAUUCAGGGAAUCCCUGUUCAGUCAUUACAUGGCGAUAGAGAACAGCGUGAUAGGGAAGAGGCCCUGGAUGAGUUCAAGACGGGCGCAGUGAGAAUAUUAGUGGCUACUGAUUUAGCUUCCCGUGGGCUAGAUGUGCAUGACAUUACACAUGUUGUAAACUAUGAUUUUCCUCGCAACAUUGAAGAAUAUGUGCACAGAGUUGGUCGCACUGGAAGAGCUGGACGCUUGGGAGAAUCAAUUACUUUGGUAACAAAAAAUGACUGGAAAAUUGCAAGAGAACUGAUUAACAUACUGGAACGUGCAAACCAAGUAAGAGAGCAGAGUGUUUAUUGUUUAGUCUGA